AGGCAUUGCCUAGCAUUAACCAAUUUAAGCUUCUGUCUUUUUCUGCUUUACAUCACUGUAAAUUUAAUUUGUAUUUUCUCUUUUUCUGACAGACUAAACAAUUAAGUAAUGGGAAAAUUAGUUUGUCAGAUUAAUCAACAGUGUAAAUGAACAUUAGUUGCAGCCCUAGAUGUAACAGCUGCAGCAUUUUCUUAAUGUAGGAAUUGCUGAUUUAAACAAUGUGGAAAAACAAAUUAACUUAGCGUUAAUGUUGUCAUGUCAGUGACGUCCUGUUGGCAAUCCCUUGGGUUCCCCACAUCUCCCUUGGGAUGCUAAUGAGCUACUGCAAUACGUACUCUACAGUAUUUUAACAUUGACUAUAGUAGGAAAUAAUUGUUCUCUGCUUUGUAUUUUCCUGUAUCCAAUUACACCUGGCUUCUCAGCAGGUAGGACAUGUCGAGGACCAUAACAACAUCAAAGGUUCAAAGCGUCAGUGAUCGACAGUGUUCUUUGAUUCUCAACAGAUUGUCGAUGAGAGUUGUGAUAACACUACAACACACUAUAAAACGUCUCUAAGAUACCUUGUUGGUCUAAGCAAAGGAUGGUAGAGGUCAGAGAGUGGAUGAGAUUGUACAGCCCAUAAUCCAUUAUUAAGUUAGUUGUCCCUGGGGACACAACACUCAUUGUCAGUUUGAAGAAGGCAUGUUGGGUCUCCUUGUUUGUAUUCUUUGCACAACAUAUCUGUAUUUUCUUCCAGUGACUCUCCCUUGCCUGUGACUUCACGUGUCUGUUUUGUAAAGUUCCUUGAGUCUGAGUCGGUGGGAGUUUCCCAACACCUGACGAACACCGUCUUCGUGGACCGAGCCUUGAUCGUGGUCCCUUUUGCCGAAGGUGGGUGUCUGUUUUAUUCUUGUCUUACUUACAUGGAUAUCUGUGAACAUACAUCAAAAUUUGUAGGUUGUUUUGAUAGAAUAGCAAACACUAUCUGAGCCAUUAUGAGUUUUUGUGACCAAGCAAAAUUUGCUAAGCUUUACAGUGCUUGGCAUUUUUAGGUAUGUAAAAGGGAAAUGUACAUUUGUGUCCAUGUCUGACAAUCUAGCUGUAAACUUCUCUCUCUGUUAUUUGUGUUGUGGUUUUCAUAGUGGACAAGUCAUUUGCAGAGAGCCCCUUCCUUGCUGGCUGAAAGUGGUCCUCUGCUGCCAUCAGGAGAUUAGAAAAAAAUAAUGGCACCAGGCUCGCAAGCCCCCUUCUGUCUCUUGUUCUGCAGUAAAAUAUUAACUCUUUAUUUUUUUCUCUCUGUUCAAGGCAUCUUUUCUUGAGAAAAAAAAAAAAGCCACAAAACUCUUAAGUAAAAUAAGGGAGUGGUAGGAGAGGGUGCAGGGCAAUCUCAAUUCAAAGUUCAAAGAGUUUAAAUAUUUUUUAAAUAAAAUGUACGUCGAUUAGUAGGCAUGCACCAGACUAGGGAUGCCCCGAGCAGAUCUGCUGGAUCGGUAUCGAGGCAGAUCAAGACAUUUUUUUUAGUUAAUUGGUAUUGACUUUAAAGCCAUUUCUGAUCCUGUUUAUAUUUGAACCUUUUGCACUCUGGGUAUGCCAGUUGUCAAAAUUUCCCAUUGUGCUUGAACCAAUAAACAUCAACAAUGAGUUCACUUCAUGUUAUCCACACUGAUGGCAUGCAUCAGCGUGCUGAUGUUAUACACCGCUUAAAAAAACAGAUCCACGCCGACACUCCUUUGUCCAUUGAUAAUAUAUGCAACGCCGUAGGAAACAUUAAAGACCCUGCACAUACACACUGGUGUUUCCAGUUACUGGCUGAUAAGGCAUAUUUUCAGGUUUAAGUUGGGCGGGGCUAAGGUGGGAGUUUGCUUAGGUCACCAAACUCCAGGUGUAAGUUGCCCUGCCCUAACAGGUGCAACAAAGCCUAGCAAUAGAGUGAGGGAGAUGUCAAUCAAGCACGGUCUUACAGGUCCACACAGUUCUGAGGAGAGAUCAAAUCAGCCAAAUAAGCGAAGACUUUACCUGUGUUGUGGUGUUAGGGUGUGGCUUUGUUUUCUUAAUGUUAAACAAACCUAUCCCAACUGAAUUACUUUAUUAAAUGUAAUCUUGGCCUGAUAGGCUGAGAAUAGGCUGCAUUACAAAAGGAAAAUAUAAAUAGUGUAUUGGGACUUGGUAUUGGCAGAAUGUUAAUAUUAAAUGGCGCAGAUCGGGGGCAAAAUGUUCGGGGCAUCCCUACACCAGCACAAAGUAUGCAGAAUAGAUAAAACAGCUGUGCAUGCUAGAAUAGAUUUUGCAGAUGUUGUGGAAGUUGAUUAGUAUAUAAUUUGGUUAUUAAUCAUGAUAAGCACACAAAUUGCCUUUGGCAUUUACUUGCUUCAUGUGCCAAAGCCUUGUAUUAUUUUACACUGUGCAUCUGUAUUUCAAAAUUUUCACUAACACACAAGAUAAAAGUAGUUUUAAGCCUCUGCUUGAUGUUGCAGUAAAAUGCUUUUUAUUGACCCUCUCCACACAUGACUCUGAAAGAGUUGAGUGAAUCUCACGUUUAACAGUGGUGUUUCUUUUGUUGUUGUGUUUUACAGUUCUUUUUCCUGGUUCAGCCAGCCCUAUAUACCAGGCCCUGCUGAAAAUGCCACCAACAGUUUUGUCUUCUGCAGCCUUAUCCUGUUUCUCAAGUGUCCUUUCUGUUGUGUGUGUGUGUGUGUGUGUGUGUGUGUGUGUGUGCGCGCGUGUGUGUGUGUGUGUCUCUCUCUUUCUCCCAAUUUAAAAUGUAAAAUGUCAGAUAAAAAAAAAUAGCCUGUUUUCAGAUUGCACCAUGGAUGAUCAUCUCCAAUAGAUUUUCCCUUUUGAUUUUACUGUUUGGUUUCUUCAGUUUUGGGCACAUUUGUCGUGAUUUUAUCACAGCUUUUGCUUUUAAUAGCCCUUAACUGUUAGUGCAGUUUAUCUUUGACAUUGUUCUGUGUUUUUAGUAACAUACUGUUGGCUAAAACCUAGCAGUACUGUAGCUUGUUAGCAAUGCUAUCUGGUUGCAAAGUAAGUUUUUCUUUUUUGUGGUGGGAUUGUACAAAGUAACCACCAACAAAAGCCCAGAAAAGGUAAUAUGUCUGAACCUUUUCUGUUUUUGUAUUGGUAAUGGUAAGUGAUGUUGAAAUGUACCCUUGUCUACACCCAAAUCAUGAACUUUUCUUUCUGUAUCUCAAUGUUCUUGUGUGCUUUAUAGCGAAGCAGCCGGCACGAGUCGCUUGUUCAUAAAACAUCUAAUGAAAGUUGAGAGCACAUCCCACGGGACAACUGGCUGUGCUUGCUUACGUUUGGUUCAUGACUUAAAAAACAAGUACAGGAGUCAUUCCUGAUGAAUCUAAAGCUAUGUCUCUGCUGGCUCCAGCCAAUGCCGUGGCAGGAAUGAUGCCUGGGGGAGGCCUUCUUCCAACACCCAAUCCUCUGGCAACAAUGGGAGGGACGCCAUUCGGAAGUCUUGGAGCUCCCAGCAUGGAGCAAAUGGCUGCCAUGGGAAUGCAGGGCCCUAACAUGAACCCCCAGGCUCUUUCUGCAGACUUCUUGAAGCUCAUGCAGUCCAUGGACCCCAAACUGAAUCCAUUAGCGGCCGGACUGAACUUGAAUGCAGGGCUGAAAAAUGAUGCCUCCAAUAAGGAGAUUGAAGAGGCCAUGAAGAGAGUCCGAGAGGCCCAGUCUCUCAUCUCUGCAGCCAUUGAACCAGGAAAUAAGAAAGAUGACAAGCGCAAACAUUCCCGCUCCCGUUCACGGUCACGGCGCAGGCGCUCCAGAUCUCGCUCAAGACACCGACGUACGAAGAGCAGGUCUCGGCGGAGGUCUCAUUCAAGGAGUAGGAGGAGGUCCAAGAGUCCGCGGAGGAGGAGGACCCACUCCCGGGACAGAGGCCGGCGUAGUAGAUCUAGGGACAGGAGGAAGGAGGAAAAGUCUAAGAAAAGGUCUAAGACGCCCCCCAAGAGCUACAGCAGUGCCAGGAGGUCUCGAAGCAUUAGUCGGAGGCACAGGCGAAGCCGCAGUGCAUCUCGGUCCCCCAGGAGGAGGUUGUCCAGGUCUCCAUCGCUCAGACGUCACAAGAAAGAGAAAAAGAAGGACAAGGAACGUGAGAAGGACCGGGAUAGAGACAGGAGGGAGGACAGGGACCGGAGCCGAGAUGAAAGGGAACGCUCCAGCAGUAAGAAGAAGAAGAGCAAAGACAAGGAGCGAGAUCGGGAACGCAAAUCCGAUAGCGAGAAAGGAGAUGUUAAGGUGACCCGGGAUUACGAUGAAGAGGAGCAAGGUUAUGACAGUGAAAAGGAAAGAGAGGAGGACGACGAUGAGAGGAAGAGCGACUCCGACUCUGCCUCAUCCCCCAAAGGCCAGGAUGAGAUGGAGAGAUCAGAGGGUCAAAUCCCUAAAAAGUCCAAACUGAAUGGAGACGACCACCAUCAGGAAGACAUGGAGAUGAGCGACUAAGAACAUCCCAAACCAGACCUCGUUACCUUUUCCACUUUCCUCUUUUUAUAUUUUUAAUAUAGGCCACAACAUGUCUGUGCCUGAUCACUCAAAGUUAAAGAUUUGUUGUCUUAACUGUAGAAGCAUUGGGGGAAAAGCAGUUGUAGAAGGAAAGCAGUCCAAUAAUUUUUGUAAAGAGGACUAAAAUAUGAAUAACAUGAGACAUGGUUUUAAAUUGUCAUUGUUGUACUUUUUUUUUUUUAAUAUCCUGUUGAUUCUUCUUUUUGUUGCCUUUGUGUUCAAACUCUGUCUUCCUGGCAGUAGAAUACACAGCAUUUCCCAUUUAAAAUGCUGUUUAUGUAAAUAUUUUACUAGUCGGGAUUGAGUCCUUUCUCCUUUCAGAUUGUUAGUCGCUCACCUCCCAGCACCAACCAUUUUGCUUUAACUGUAAUGCACGAAGUCCUGUUUCAGCUGACCUUCCUAUAUACAACCCUUUGUAAGUGUACACUGUAGAUUGAAAUGUGUUGUUGCAAUGAAAUACAUUAGGUUUUCCAAAGGAAACUAAUAAAAUUGGCUCAAACUGUCA
Messenger RNA from Sander lucioperca (pikeperch), 4999 nucleotides. Its product is annotated as serine/arginine-rich splicing factor 11. The transcript has 11 exons. The record is from RefSeq and is a predicted model, not a curated record. Gene Ontology annotation, cellular component: nucleoplasm. Bases 3337 to 4434 code for a protein of 365 amino acids. Lineage: Eukaryota; Metazoa; Chordata; Actinopteri; Perciformes; Percidae. Gene Ontology annotation, molecular function: RNA binding.